This is a messenger RNA of Carcharodon carcharias (great white shark), 2315 nucleotides long. RefSeq names its product R3H domain and coiled-coil containing 1-like (gene r3hcc1l). The record is from RefSeq and is a predicted model, not a curated record. The transcript has 7 exons. Lineage: Eukaryota; Metazoa; Chordata; Chondrichthyes; Lamniformes; Lamnidae. Bases 83 to 2011 code for a protein of 642 amino acids.
GACGUCAGGUUGUCAUUGCUCGAGCUGCUGCCUGGAGACGGGAGGCCGGAGGGAGCCUGAGGGGGAAGAUAAGAAAAACUCUAUGGAGCAGGAACAUGACAAGAGCAAACCACGGUCAAAGAGGCCAGACAAAGCUCUGUACGUUCCCAGAGCUCGACGGCAUCUGAGCGUGGAGCAGCAGCUCGAUUGUGGUCCCAAACAAGAGGGAGAAGUCCGAAAGGUGCUCACAAACACGAUAAAUGCGGUAGAAAAGAGUGAAGCAAGUGCUGUUCUAAAGGUAUCUUCUUGCAAUGGCUUGAGAGUCCCCCAUGAGCAGAUGCGUGCAGAAACCAACUUGCCUCAACAGGAAGAAAGCAAAGGAGAGUGCAACAACAAAGAUUUUAAAAAGAGGCAAGCCAUGAACUCUGUACGAGGGAGGAGAUCAGGUGAAGGAACCAGAUCGGAAUCAAAGCACUUAAAAGGAAAGAAGGUGACCCAGCAAAAAUGUAGAGCAGGAUCAAACAGUAGUAAAUUGCACAGUAGAGAGAAAGAACUGAUGCAUAAAGAGGCAAUGUCAGAAAAAUGUAAUAAUAUUGAUGUAGCAGCAAACGGUUUACUUCAAGUUACCAGUUCAAUGGCUGAGAGUAAUGCGGAAGGAAUGAAAUCCAGUUACACAGAAAUCCCAGCCCCUGCUCAACAGAUUACAGCAAAUACAUCUGAUGGUGAACAGUCAGAACACGGAAAUAACAACAGUCCCAAUGAUGUAGAUUCAAUAGCAAGAGAACUUGAGACUGAUGUAAACAAAUUUCUACAUCCAAAUGCUGCCUCUCUCUUGAACAGAAGUUGUGAUUCUGACUAUUUUCUUAAGACAAAUGAACUGGUAUCUUCUAAAUUAACCAUCUGCAAAUGCUCAGAUUCUGUGAAACAUACUGUAUUAGAAUGCUCAAAAGGUGUAAAUGAGGCACAGCAGAUGGAAAGAAGCAGUAGACAAUAUUCAUGCACUGAAGCAGCUGAAGUAAACAGUUCUUACAAGACCGUUGCUGUGAACAAUGCAACAGAGCAUGAAACUAGGAUAGAUAAUGACUCUUUCUCACAGGGAACUGAGAGUACAUUUCUAAGGGAGAUCAGCGUUACUCCACCCAACACUUCAUUUGGAAAUGUACCAUGCUCAGAUUUCCCAAGUUCCACGUUUGUUGCCCUUACAGCCAUGCAAGAAGUGCAGCGAGAAACUAAAGAGACUGGGCCCUUAAAAGAAGAAAGCAACAUUACAGUGGACCUGACAGAAAAUAAACCUGUCAGCACAGAGGGGGAUGCUGAAAUUGGUGGUGUUUUGCAAAGUGUUAACCAAAUCUCACUGGAUUUGGGCCAACUAACCACUGACACAGAAGAUUCUGAGUGUGUUGAAACACCAAUUCCUGAAGAAACUGAGGAUGACUCUUGGGAUGCCCUUUUCAAUGAUGAUGGAGAUUGCUUAGACCCUCAUCUCCUAGAAGAGCUAACCGUGGAUAACAAGCCUAAGAAGAAUAUUCAGGAUCCUUGCUUCAACUAUUACAACUACCAGCCAGCAGAGCCAGACAUAGAUGAUUCCGAAUUUUCACACAUUGUCGAGAUUUAUGAUUUUCCUGCAGGAUUUAAGACUGAAGAUUUGCUGCGAGCUUUCUCCAGUUAUCAGAAGAAAGGAUUCGAUAUCAAAUGGGUGGAUGACACACAUGCUUUAGGCUUGUUUUCAAGUGCAUUUGCAGCACGUGACGCGAUCAGUACCAAGCAUCCCAUGCUGAAGACUCGACCUUUGUCACAAGCAUCUAGAUCAUCGAAGGUUAAGGCUAGAAGCUGUGCAGAAUUUCUCCUACCUGCAAAGGAACGCCCUCAGACAAGUGCCAUGCUUGCUAGAAGACUGGUCAUUGGAGCACUAGGCGUAAGAAGCAAUCAAACCAAAGCAGAACAAGAGGCUGAGCGUAAAAAGCUGAAGGAUGCUAAGAAGCAGAAGCAGCUUGCAGCACAGCAAAUAGAAGACGCUUGGGAAGGAAGGUAGCGCAAGAGAGCAGAGAGACAUGCACUGAAGCGGACAACAGAAACCAACAGUGUUUUCCGCACGCUGACCUCCUCAGUGUGAAAGUGCCUCAGUCUGUAGCACUGGAGAGGGAUUGAACACAACGUGUGCUCUAAGACACACACAGCUUGUGUUGCAUUAUCUGCACAUGAGAGAGGCUGAGAAGACCCAGGAGAGAGAAUCACCCAGUAUAUAUAAUACAAAAUGAACUUGUAAAACUGCAAGAUGUGUGCAUUUAUUGGUGAAGUCACUGUCCUGCCUUUGUAUUGAAGAUGCUUUUAAAUCU